Molecule: messenger RNA, 1554 nt
Organism: Oryzias latipes (Japanese medaka)
Lineage: Eukaryota; Metazoa; Chordata; Actinopteri; Beloniformes; Adrianichthyidae
Gene: slc38a6
Product: solute carrier family 38 member 6
Biological process (GO): amino acid transmembrane transport; L-glutamine transport
Cellular component (GO): plasma membrane
Molecular function (GO): L-glutamine transmembrane transporter activity
Source: RefSeq, a predicted model, not a curated record
GGAAGCAAGCACCGUGUGACGUUCGACAACAACAACAACGGGAAGCAGCUGACGGGCUGAUAAGUAGUAUUUGAAAAGUGACAGAGAACAUGGACUCAUAAAGUUUGCUGCUUUUGUGGUCUGAGACUCGUCGGCGAAGAAGGAAGAUGAGCAUCAACGGAAACUCGCAUAAAGUUCUCCGCGGUGGUGAAUCAGCCGGUUAUUCAGAAUCCAGUGACACUACACCUUUGCUAGGAAUAAAUGGGUUGGUGCAAAGCAGGUCCACGGGAGCAUCUUUUGCCUCCUCUGUGUUUAACCUGAUGAAUGCAAUUAUGGGCAGCGGUAUUUUAGGUCUGGCUUAUGCCAUGGCCAACACAGGAAUUAUCAGCUUCUGCUUUCUGUUGAUGUUGGUGGCCUGUCUGGCAGCAUAUUCCAUCCAUCUCCUUCUGAAACUGUGUGACCAAACAGGUGUCAACUCCUAUGAAGAUCUAGGAGGUAGAGCUUUGCAAAAACCAGGCCAAGUUCUUGUUGGCGUUACUAUCAUCGUCCAAAACAUUGGUGCCAUGUCAUCCUAUUUGUUCAUCCUGAAGUCAGAGCUUCCUGCAGCCAUCAGAAGCUUCCUGAGCCCCGGAGAAGCAGGAAAUGCUUGGUAUGACGAUGGAAGGUUGCUUCUGGUCUUAAUUGCAGUUUGCAUUAUUCUGCCUUUAGCAAUGCUGCCGAGGAUUGGCUUCCUGGGCUACACCAGCAGCAUCUCCUUCUUGUUCAUGCUUUAUUUUGCAGUUGUGGUUGUAGUUAAGAAAUGGUCCAUUCCCUGUCCACUUCCUCAUAACACUACCACCCUCUAUGGGACUUCCAAGAUCUCAAAUGUCUCAGAGAAUGACUGCACACCAAAGCUCUUUGUUGUCUCCAUCAAGAGUGCCUACGCCAUCCCCACCAUGGCCUUCUCCUUUUUGUGCCACACGGCUGUCCUGCCCAUCUACUGCGAGCUGGAACGGCCUACUAAGGCUCGGAUGCAGAAGGUGGCAAACAUCGGCAUUGCCCUCAGCUUCUUUCUGUACUUCAUUUCGUCUCUCUUUGGCUACCUCACCUUCUACAACCAUGUGGGGACAGAGCUCCUGCUCGCUUACAACUCCUACUUGCCUCGGGACAUCUUGGUGUUGACGGUUCGGCUGGCCAUCCUGAUCUCUGUUCUGCUGACUGUACCACUUAUUCAUUUCCCUGCUCGUAAAGCAGUGAUUUCCUUGCUGUAUGGAGACCAGGAGUUCUCCUGGCUCAUCCACGUCAUCUUAACAGUCAUCCUCCUCAGUGUGGUGCUACUGUUGGCCAUUUUUGUGCCGGAUAUCAGCAGUGUGUUCGGAGUUGUUGGAUCGACCACGUCCAGCUGUCUGCUGUUUGUUUUUCCAGGGAUUUUCUACCUGAAGAUCAGCAACCAACCUCGGAGAUCUGUAGACUCAGUUGGGGCCAUUCUUCUUGUGAUCUUUGGUGUCAUCAUGGGAACUGUCAGUCUCUCUGUCAUCAUCGUCACAUUGGUGAAAACCCUUUAAGACACUCAGGUUCAAAUCAAAAGAAACCAAA